This is a messenger RNA of Dictyostelium purpureum, 6954 nucleotides long. RefSeq lists its product as uncharacterized. The record is from RefSeq and is a predicted model, not a curated record. Lineage: Eukaryota; Evosea; Eumycetozoa; Dictyosteliales; Dictyosteliaceae. The transcript is spliced from 3 exons. Bases 1 to 6954 code for a protein of 2317 amino acids.
AUGACAGUUAGCAGCGAAAAUAAAUUCGAAGAGUUAUAUGUUUUAGCCAGUGACAGAGAUGAAAAGGAAAAAGUACUAAAGACAUUAAUUCCAGGUAGUCCACAUUAUUAUUAUUAUAAUGUAUUGCAUGUACUUAAUUCAGAUCCAAGUUUAAGCGAGCAAACCAACAAAGAUAAAUUUGCCCAGUUAAUGAAGGCAUGGAUAGGUGAUAUUAAAAAUGCUCCAGACCAAAGAUACCAAGAGUUAGAUUUAAGACAAAAGAUUUUAUCUUUUACAGAGAGCAAUAUCAAACCAUCUCCAUUAAGUUCAACAAUUGAUAUGUUCGAGGAAUUAAAAAACAUUUUCUAUUUACAUUUUAGUUACUCCCAAACCCACAGCCAAUCUUUAGAAACAUCUGAUCAAGAUAGCUCAAAUGACCAUAUUUCAAACACUCUCGAUAAAAAUUUGGUUGAUAGAAAGAAAAUCGUCAAUGACCUUAUUUCUAGAAUCCCACAUAGUAAAUACAUAGCAGACUACAUUAACCCCAAUACAUUUGAUUAUAUUUUAAAUAAUUUUUCAAAUUUACCAGCAGAAUUGGAACAAUCUAUUAUUUCAAAAUUAAAAUACCCAGUUAAUGGGGAUAAAAUUAUUGGUAUGCUUGAAAGUAAAAUCGCUCAAUACCCAACAUUUGGUAGUUUAAAUAUUCAUAACAACUUAACAUUAGAACAAAUGGACAAAAUUAUUGAAAAGUUCCCAUCAUAUGUCGACCAUACAUACAUCAAGCUCUACUUAGAAAAAUUAUUACCAAACUAUGACCUUCAUGAUUGGGAAACCUUAAAAGCUGGUCAAGAAGAAUUUUAUCAAUCUGCCACCAAAUUUGUUAAUACUCUUCCAAGCACUUUUAAUUCUUACAAAUUAUUAAUCUACUAUCAUUUCAUUAAGUUCCAACUCACUCAAAAUAUUUAUGAUAAAGCUUCAAUUAAUAAAUAUUUUUCUUUACCAAGAGAUACCCAUUAUUAUACUAGUGUUGAUAGAACCGACAGCAAGAUUACCAGCCAAUUGAUCAGAUUCAAUGAAAGCUUUAGUUCAAAUCUUAAGGGUGUUAGUCAAGAUGAUGAUGAAAAAUUGAUUUCAUUUUUAUUAAAAAAAUUAUUUAUCGAAGAAUCAACAAUCAAGCCAUACAGUGAUUGGUUUAAACCAUCCUAUUUGGAAUCAUUAUUAGCAGAAAGCAAAUUAGUAUCAAUGAAGGAUCAACCAGAGAAAUGGAUUCAAAUGAUUGAUAAUCAUUCUAAAGUCCAAACUAUUAGAGACCGUGUAGAUAUUGAAUUUUUACCAAAUAAUAAAUCAUACUAUCACCCAGAUGACGAAGUAUCACUCGAAUGUUCAAUUAAAAACGUUCCAAAUCUUUUGGUUAAAGUAUUCGAAAUUUCAACAUUCAAUUAUUACAAGAGUGAAUUAAAGCAAAUCGACUCAAAUAUUAAUUUAGAUGGUUUGAUCGCAAGCGAAGAGUUACAGUUUGAAUAUCCAGAUUGUUUACCAAUUCAAAAAGUAGAAAGAAAGUAUGACUUCCCAACAUUAAAAGGCAAAAGAGGUGUUUUCGUUAUUGAAUUCAUUGGAAAUGGUAAAAGCAGUCGUGCUAUGAUCUAUAAAGGUGAUCUCCAUUUUAUUACCGAGGUUACACCAACAUGCCAGUUAAUUAAAGUUUUGGAUGAAGACUCUGUCAAGGUUCUCAAAUGUUCAGUCUACAUUGACGGAAAUACCUAUAAUAGUAACGACGAUGGUGAUAUUAAAAUUCCAUUUUCUUCAACCACUAGCAACAAGGAUUUAAUUAUUAUAGCCCAAGAAUUUGCAACUUUAAAAAAUUUUAAACAUCAAGCCGAAACUUAUCAACUUGUUGGUGGUAUUUUUGUUGAAAAUGGUUCAUUACUCCAAGGUGAAAAAGCUCCAAUUGUUGUUCGUGCUAAAUUAUUUUUGGGCGAUACUCAAAUUUCAAACAAAUAUUUAGAAGAAACCUCUUUAACUAUUUUUAGUACCGAUAAUUCAUCAUCACCAAUUACCAAUUCAAAAGAAGUUAAACCAUUCACUGUUCAAGAUAAUCAAGAAUCUGUUUACAUCUAUAGAGUUCAAGAAAACCUUCAAACAUUAGUUGUUCGUUUCCAAGCCAAAGUUAGAAAUCUUAGCAAGAAUAACUCUUCUCAAGAUGUUUCGUUUGAAAAAACAUUUACUGUAAAUCAAAUUCAUGGAAAAGAAAUAUCUGAAUUCUAUCUCCAAAAUACUAAAGAGGAAGGUUAUAGACUUCAACAUUUAGGAAAAGGUGGUGAACCAUUAUCCAACUUAUCAUUCAGCUUUGAAUUUACUCAUUGGGUUUCAACUAACGAAAGAGUCAAUGUUCAAUUGAAAACUGAUAAGGAUGGUUUCAUUCAUUUGGGACAUUUAGAUGAUGUCAAAUCAUUCAUAAUCUAUGGUUCAAGAACUUUUGAAUUUACCAUAAGCAAAGCUCAAAACUUCACCUAUCCAUCAAAAAUCAAUUGUAAAUUGGGCGACAAAGUUACCCUCCCAUACUUGGGUACCGAAAAAUCACCAUCAAGGGCCGAGCUUAAUCUUUUUGAACUCAAUGGUAGAAAUGGUCAAAAUGUUGUCAUUCACGAUUGCUUUAAAUCUCUCUCUAUCGAGAAGGAUGAAAUUGUUUUAAGUCAAUUAAGUGCUGGUAGAUAUGUUUUAAUAGUUUCUGGUUCAAUUCAAUCCAAUGAUACCCAAGAAAUUAUCAUUGAUGUUUGUGAUGGUCAAAUUAAGGAGGGUUAUAUUGUUGGUCCAUCAAGAAUCUUAUCAUACAGACCAACCAAUGGUUUACACUUUGAAACUAGUGUCGACAAACAACAUCUUUUAAUUAACUUAAAGAACUACACCGCAGAUACUAGAGUUCAUGUUAUUUCUACCUAUUUCACACCAAAUCAAGAUAUGGCCGAUCUUUUAUCAUUAAAAAAUUCAAGCAUGACCUAUGAUGAGUAUAGUGUUAAACCAAAAUCACAAUACUUUAAUGGAAGAUCUUUAGGUGAUGAAAUUAGCUAUAUUAUCAAUCGUAAGUCAUCAAAAAAACAAUUACCAGGUAAUUCAUUAAAGAAACCAUCAAUUUUAGUUCAACCAUGGGCUAUCAGCAAAACUACCCAAUCAAAUAAUUCUUUAAACUCCUCAUCAAGCUAUGGUAUGGCCGAAAGAGAAUCAAGAAGAGCUCGUGAUACACAUUCACAAUUAAAAAAAGUUUCAACUCAUAUUCCUAAAUCACCAUUCUUAGAAUUUUUAGGAUAUCCAACUAUUGUUAUAAAUAAUUUAUUACCAAACGAUAAAGGUCAAAUUUCCGUUGAACUUUCACAACUCCUCGAAGCUGGUAGUUCAGUUCAAAUUGUAGCAGUUGACAAUGAAUCAGUUUUCUCUAAAGAUGUAUUACUUGAACAACACCAAGCUAAAUUCAAGGAAACUAAAUUAAUAAGAUCACUCGAUCCAAAUCUUCACUAUAAGGAAGAGAAAUUAAUUACACCAGUUUGUCCAAAUCAAACAUUCACCAUCAAUAAUGUUGACUCAUCAAAGUAUACUACCUAUGAUACAUUGGAUAAAGUUCUCUCCUUAAUGAAAACCAUCAAUAGCAGCCAUCUUCAAGAUUUUUCAUUUAUUUCAGAAUGGGAAUCAUUAUCAUUUGAUAAAAAGAAAGAAAAAUUCUCAAAGUACACCUGUCACGAAUUAAACUUUUUCAUUUACAAAAAAGAUAAAGAAUUCUUUAAUCAAGUUGUUUUACCAUUCGUUCAAACUAAAGGCUACAAGACAUUCAUCGAUUAUUAUUUAGUUAAAGAUAAAAAGAAAUUAGAAAUUUAUAUUUUGGACUCUUUCAGAUUUAAUAAAUUAAACAGUUUAGAAAAGAUUUUGUUAGGCGAGUUAUUCCCAGAGCAUUCAAGUGUCAUUGCAAAUUCAUUCAAGCAAAAAGUUGAAGUAUCUCCAAUUACUCCAGCUCAAUAUGAUAAAAAUUUCAAAGUUGCACUAAAUCAAUUAGAUACCGAUAUUGAAGGUGGAAGUGGUGAAGAAGAACGUGGUGAUGAUGAUGGUGGAAUGGAUGAACCACAAGCUAUGUUAGCUGAUAUUCGUGGAGAUUAUAAGCAAAAAAAAAAUAUGGUAUCAGAGAAGGCUGCUCCAAUGAUGUUUGGUGCUGCCACUACAUGUUCAAUGCCUGCACCACCACCACCCAGUUUUGCUGUAAAUUCAAUGGCUGCACCAGCACCAGCACCUGCUGGAAUGAUGAGAAUGGCUGCUAGAGCCCCAGCUUCAAUAUUACCACAUCCAGCUCCAAUUACUCGUGCCUAUGAAGCUCCACAAAUGUAUCAACAAAUUGAAAAGACUCAAGAAUUAGCUGAAACCAACUACUACAAAGAACUUAACUUACGUUCUUCUCUUAUUCCAAUUAACAACUUUUGGUAUGAUUAUGCUAGCUAUGUAGCAGAAAAGAAAGACAACACACCAUUUGUCAGCAAAUACAUUGCUUUUACUUGUUCAUCAUUCGCAGAAUCAAUGAUGGCUUUAUCAGUUUUAGAUCUCCCAUUCACUGUUAAAGAUAAUACCACCCAAGUCAGACCAAAAGAUGGUAAACUCAUUAUGAAACCAUCUACACCAAUUAUUGUUUUCCAUCAAGAAUUGGUAUCUGGUGAAAUCGCUAAAAAAUCACAAGAUAUUUUAAUUACUCAACACUUUUUCGAUCCAAAUGACCAAUUUACCUAUAAAGAUGGUGAGACUGAAGAAGUCUAUAUUACAGACCAAUUUUUAGUAUCUAAAGUUUAUAGUGCUACAGUUAUUGUUGCUAAUCUUUCAUCAAAACAAAAGAAACUAGAUGUUCUUUUACAAAUUCCAAAAGGUGCUAUUGCAGUAGGUGAAUCACCAUUUGUCACUCGUGAUUUCUCAAUCGAUCUUUUACCAUACUCAAAUAAUCGUCUCGAAUAUUCUUUCUAUUUCCCAGCUCCAGGCAGUUAUGUCCACUUCCCAGCCCACAUAAGCGAAAAACAAAACAUUAUCGCAAGUGUCACACCAUUUGUUUUUGAUGUUGUUCUUAAAAAGACUAUUAUCAAUCAAAUGUCAUGGGAAUACAUUGCUAAUCAUGGUACCUUAGAUUCAAUUUUAGAAUAUUUAGAAAAAGAAAACCUUCAUCGUGUCGAGUUCCACCAUCUCUACCAUCGUUUCACAGAUAAGAAGAUUUGGAUCAAGGUCAUUGAACUCUUAAAGAGAUUGAAAUUUUACGAUUCUACCACUUGGAGCUUCUCAAUUUAUCACAAAGAUUCAAACUACAUCAAAGAUUUCCUCUCUGAACACUCAAAUGACCUCAGAAGUUCAUCAAUUGAUGCUCCACUUGUCUAUGUCAAUCCAUUCGAAAACAAUGUCAAAUUCCUUGAAUACAGUCCAUUGGUCAAUUCAAGAACCCAUAAAAUUGGUGAAGAAAGAAAGAUUCUCAAUAACAAACUUUCAAAUCAAUACUAUCAAUUCUUAAAAGUUCUUUCUUAUAAAUUACAUCCAACCGAUACUGAAUUACUCUCCCUUGCUUAUUAUUUAUUACUUCAAGAUAGAUUUGAAGAAUCCAUUAAUAUUAUGAAGAGAGUAGGUGUUCAUGAUUCAGCCAAUCCAAAGAUUUUAGAAAAUCUUUCAAGCGAUAACAACAAUAUUAUUAAUAAUACUGGUGCUACCCAAACCAAAUCGGAACCAACCUCAGCUCUUUCAUCUGAAGAAAAGAAAAAGAAAGAAAAAGAAGAUAAACAAAGAGAAAAGGAAGAAAAACAAAAAGAAAAAGAAAGAGAAAAAGAAAGAAAGCAAAAAGAAAAAGAAGAUAAAAAGAGAGAAAAAGAAGAAGCCAAGAGAAAAGAAAAAGAAGAAAAGAAAAAGAAAGAAGAGGAAAAGAAAUUAAAGAAGAAAGGUGGCUCAGAACCCACCUCACCAUCUGUUGAAAGCACUACAACUGAUAAUACCACCUCAUCAGAAACUCAACAAACUACCUCCACUACCACCACCACUACCACAUCCGAUGUCGCAGAUAUUAAACCAAUUAGUGAACAUCAUCAUGAUGAUAGUGAUCACGAAGAUGAUGAAGAAGAAUAUGUUGAUGUUUCAGAAUUUAACCACCCAUUAUGUUUACCAGAAAUGUCAAUUCAAUAUGACUAUUUAAUUUCCUAUUUAGAUUUCUUUAACUCAAAUCCAAAAGUAGCCUCUGAAAACAGUAAGAAAUACGAAAACUACCCAGUCCAAAGAUGGAAUUCUCUCUUUAAAGACUUGAAGAAUAAAGUAGAUCAAGUUUCAAAUAAAGACUCAAUCGAAAUCGACUAUGAAAAUGAAAUUGAUAGAGAAAGAAGAUUAAACAAGAUGAGCUCAAAUGAACCAACCUUUGAUUUAAGCCAAGAAGCCGAUAGAACUAUCUCUGUUAGCUAUCAUAACUUAAAAGAUAUCACCGUUAGCUACUAUGUUAUGGAUAUUGAACAUCUCUUCUCUACCAAUCCAUUUGUUCAACAAAAAUUGGGUCAAUUCCUUUAUGUCACUCCAAAUAAAAAAGAAUCAUUCCUUCUUAAAGAUAAAUCUGGUUCAUUCCAAUUCAAGAUACCAGAAGAAUUCAAUAAUAGCAAUGUAGUUGUUAACGUUGUUGCUUCUCAAGUUCACCACAACAUUAAUGUUUUCUCAAAUAAUUUAUCAGUUUACAUUACAGAAAAAACAGGUCAACUUAGAGUAGUCCAAAAACAAAACAAGAAGCCAGUUUCUAAAGCUUAUAUCAAGGUUUACUCCAAAACCAAAAAUGAUAAGGUCGAAUUUUGGAAGGAUGGUUAUACAGAUAUUGCAGGUUACUUUGAUUAUGCAACUGUUAGCUCAUCUGAUAUUUCAGAUGUAUCUAAAUUAUCAAUAUUAAUAUUAAGCAAUCAAAAUGGUGCAAUUAUUAAAGAAACUAAACCACCAGCUCAUUAA